This is a messenger RNA of Brachypodium distachyon (stiff brome), 1941 nucleotides long. Its product is annotated as serine/threonine-protein kinase PCRK1. The transcript is spliced from 2 exons. NCBI's taxonomy places the organism in Eukaryota, Viridiplantae, Streptophyta, Magnoliopsida, Poales, Poaceae. The record is from RefSeq and is a predicted model, not a curated record. Gene Ontology annotation, molecular function: ATP binding; protein kinase activity. Gene Ontology annotation, biological process: protein phosphorylation. The coding region runs from base 402 to 1670 and encodes 422 amino acids.
UUAUGUCUUUUUCUUUAUUCCCCUUUCUUUCACGUCAUACAUGGCACCGACGAUUGUACACGCUCUUAUUAGUCACUCGAUUUAUAUUUGCGAGUAUCUUAUAUUAGAGAAAAUGAUGCUUUUUUCCUGGUGGUGGGCCCACCAACGGAGUUGGGGUUGGCGCAGCCAGGAGCCAGCUGGAGGGGGUGGGUAGUGAGUAAGUCAAGCGAGUCGGCAGGGCAGUCUCUGGUCUUCCUUUUCUCUUUUCCGUUCCGCCUCCCUUCUUCUUCUUCUUCAUUCAUGCGCCCAGAUCGAAUCGAACAACAAGAAGGAGAAGAAAGGUCCGAGCUUGAGCUUGGUCUUCCUUGUUAGGUGUUGUAGCAACACAAACACUAGUUGCUCUGCUCUAGCUUAGGAUACAUAUGCGGCGCCUGCUGCCCUGCUUCCAUGGAGAUGGAGGAGAGCAAGAGGACACUCCCAAUAUCGCCAUGGCGUACUCCACGAGCACCGCCACCGCAUCGUCAUCAACCGUCCCGUCUGGAGCCUCCGGUUCUAUCAACGCCUCCGACAUGAGCGUCGAGUCCAUGCAGCAGCGGCAGUACCCGAGCUUCGUGGACAGGCCGGCAAACCUGAGAGUCUUCUCCUUCUCCGAGCUGCGUGCCGCCACCCGCAACCUCAGCCGGUCGCUCAUGCUCGGCGAGGGUGGCUUCGGCUGCGUCUACAGAGGCACCAUCCUCAACGGCAGUGGCUCUGCUCAGGAAGAGGAGGUUGCUGUCAAGCACCUGAACCGGAAUGGACUCCAGGGGCACAAGGAGUGGCUGACGGAGGUGAACGUGCUGGGAAUCGUGGACCAUCCCAACCUGGUGAAGCUGAUCGGCUACUGCGCCCAGGACGACGAGCGAGGCCCGCAGCGUCUCCUCGUCUACGAGUUGAUGCCCAACCGGAGCGUCGACGACCACCUCUCCGGCAGAGCCAUCGGCACAACGCUCUCAUGGCGCACCCGCCUCAAGGUCGCCCUCCACGCCGCCAGGGGGCUCAGCUACCUGCACCACGACAUGGAUUUCCAGAUCAUCUUCCGGGACCUCAAGACCUCCAACAUCCUCCUGGACCAACACUGGAACGCCAAGCUCUCCGACUUCGGCAUGGCCAGGGAAGGCCCCACGGAGGGCCUCACGCACGUCUCCACGGCCGUCGUCGGCACCCUCGGCUACGCCGCGCCCGAGUACAUCCAGACGGGCCGCCUCACGGCCAAGAGCGACGUCUGGACCUACGGCGUGCUGCUCUACGAGCUCAUCACGGGACGCCGCCCCCUCGACCGCAACCGGCCCAGGAGCGAGCAGAAGCUCCUCGACUGGGUCAGGCCAUACAUCUCCGACACCACCAAGCUCAAGCUCAUCGUCGAUCCCAAGCUCGAGGGCAACUACAACAUCAGGUCCGUCGCAAAGCUCGCCACCGUCGCCAACCGAUGCCUCGCCAGGCUGCCCAGGGCGCGUCCCAGGAUGUCCGAGGUGCUCGACAUGGUGCAAAAGGCCAUGGAUGUCGAUCUUGCCACCAGCACCAGCGACCAUGAUCAGGCGCCUCUGCACUGCUACGGCGCCUGUGGGGAGGAAGAUGUGAAGCAGAGAAAGGGCAAGAAAGCUGGAUUAUUAUGGGUGUUGCUGGCCAGCUUGACAAGGUCCCGCCCAAGCUGAUCAUUCUCAAGCUCUACUCUCUUCUAAUUAGAUGUUGCUGAAUCCUAAUUAAUCUAGCCCAGUAUAGUUAGUAGUAUGAGUUUUUCCCCUCUUUUUUCUGAGUGACCAAUCAAUUCCAUCGGAAAGACUUCCUAGUGUGCGGUUUCAUCGGAAAGAUAUAAUGUUCAUGAGGUGAAUGAAUCAUAUAUGUGAUGAUACUCUCAUUGUUUUCAUUUUUCCUCUUCAUGGCGGCCAUGUCAUACAUCUCCUUUUUGUUGCAUUUUCUUUCUUU